AUGGCAGGGUCGCAAGAGCAGCAACAGGAACUGGAACUGUUCAAAGCAGAGGCAACUAGGGAGAACCCGGAGGAUUUUGUGCAGUUCGGUGCAAACUACUUCAACAAGCGGCUCGAGGUGCAACGGGCCUUCGUUAAGAGACAGGAGAAACUGGCCCUGUCUAAGAAUAUAGUGCUGUUUCCAAGACGUGCCGGCGGUGGUGCUGGGUCACUGUCCCACAGUAACAGUGGGUCAGCGACCUCGCUGGCUGAGGAGUCGGCAAGGGGCGCGAGUGUCUCCUUUAAGUCCCCGUUCCAGGAUAAUGAUCCAAAGGCGAAAGAGGAUGUCUCUGCGUCUCCAUCUGCCACUGAUUUGAAGUCCGGUAGUAGUGGUGGUGGUGGUGGGUUGUUUAAAGGUGGGUUUGAUAUUGGGAAAGAUGCUAGUGGCGGUGACUCGAGAAAGAGAGUUAACUCUCCGUUGGACCCAGCAUCAAUGACUCAAAAAAGACAGAACUCUCCCCCACCAGCGGAUGCACACCCUGUUCCACAACAACAACAACAGAGACCCAUUGCGUUCAAUGCGGAUAGAAGAACUUCCGUCUCAGGGGAGACACUGCAUCCUAACCUGUUUGAUGACUGGGUGCCAGAACACUACAAGGAGAAGUCCAGUGAACAACUGCAUAGGUUGGAGAAAUCUAUAGGGAAGAACUUCUUGUUCAACAAGCUGGACGCAGAUUCAAAGAGACUGGUUAUAAACUGUCUAGAGGAGAAACACGUCGCCAAGGAUGCAAUCAUCAUCAAACAGGGGGAAGAGGGGGACUACUUCUAUAUCGUCGAGAACGGGACCGUGGAGUUCUAUGUCGGGGACCACCGUGUGAGUACCUCCGGGCCCGGUUCAUCCUUUGGUGAACUGGCCCUCAUGUACAACAACCCUCGUGCCGCCACAGUGGUCGCGACAAGUGACUGCAUACUGUGGGCCCUUGACAGACUCACCUUCAGAAAGAUCCUGUUGGGGAACUCGUUCAAGAAGCGGGUCAUGUACGAUGAUUUGCUGAAGUCCAUCCCCGUGCUCAAGUCCUUGACUACUUACGAGAGAAGUAAAUUGGCUGACGCACUGGACACGCAGAUCUUCGAACCGGGGAGCACGAUCAUCCGCGAGGGUGAGUCGGGGGAGAAUUUCUACCUCAUUGAGUAUGGUGAGGUAGAAGUGUCCAAGAAGGGGGAAGGCGUAGUCAAUACACUACACAAGGGGGACUACUUCGGUGAGAUCGCCCUACUAAAGGAUAUUCCUCGUCAGGCAACGAUCCGCACUACAAAGAGAACGAAAGUGGCGUCUUUGGGGAAGAGCGGGUUUGAAAGACUCCUGGGGCCCGCACUAGACGUUCUCAAACUCAAUGACCCAACAAGGAAACAGCCCACUGAGAAGAAAUAG
Huiozyma naganishii CBS 8797 is the source of this 1410-nucleotide messenger RNA. RefSeq names its product cAMP-dependent protein kinase regulatory subunit BCY1 (gene BCY1). Gene Ontology annotation, molecular function: cAMP-dependent protein kinase regulator activity. NCBI's taxonomy places the organism in Eukaryota, Fungi, Ascomycota, Saccharomycetes, Saccharomycetales, Saccharomycetaceae. Gene Ontology annotation, cellular component: cAMP-dependent protein kinase complex; nucleus. Bases 1 to 1410 code for a protein of 469 amino acids. The record is from RefSeq and is a predicted model, not a curated record. The transcript has a single exon. Gene Ontology annotation, biological process: regulation of protein phosphorylation.